Molecule: messenger RNA, 3227 nt
Organism: Phyllostomus discolor (pale spear-nosed bat)
Lineage: Eukaryota; Metazoa; Chordata; Mammalia; Chiroptera; Phyllostomidae
Gene: NEXN
Product: nexilin F-actin binding protein
Exons: 14
Coding region: 453-2468 (671 amino acids)
Biological process (GO): mitochondrial fusion
Source: RefSeq, a predicted model, not a curated record
UCUCCUUUUCCCGCAGAGGAGGACCUAGAGCCGUGAGACUGGCAGGGUCUAGCGGAAAGUUAGCAGCCACUGCCCGCCUCGCCUGCCUUCCUCCUCGACUCCCCACCCCUCUCCGAGCGAAACGGCGGAGGUGGGGGUGGAGGGGCUGGCGGGGACUGGCCUUGAGAUUUGGAACAGCUGCAGCCGGCGCUGGGCCCGCCUGGAAUGCGGGAACAGGCUGCGCACCAGGACUUUUAUGGAAACUUGCUGCUGGAGACAGCGGCGGCGACAGCCAGAGGGCUCCCAGCGGCCAGAGCAGCAGAGGCGGAGGCGCCCAGACCCCUGCCCACACCCAGGCGUAGGACGCGCACAGCCUCUCCUCGCGCCACGAGGGCAUUCGCUGGUCGCGGGCUUCAAGAGGGUGCAGAAAUAUACAAAGUGUUAUAAUCACCUCAAAACCACAUAGAGCGAACAUGAAUGACAUUUCCCAAAAGGCCGAGAUUCUGCUUUCUUCAUCUAAACCUGUCCCAAAAACCUAUGUACCAAAACUUGGCAAAGGUGACGUAAAGGAUAAGUUUGAAGCCAUGCAGAGGGCCAGGGAAGAAAGGAAUCAAAGGAGAUCUAGAGAUGAAAAGCAAAGAAGAAAAGAACAAUAUAUUAGAGAGAGAGAAUGGAACAGGAGAAAGCAGGAGAUUAAAGAAAUGCUUGCUUCUGAUGAUGAGGAAGAGGUUUCUUCUAAAAUAGAAAAAGCUUAUGUUCCAAAGCUAACAGGAACUGUUAAAGGUAGAUUUGCAGAAAUGGAGAAACACAGACAAGAGGAACAACGGAAGAGAACAGAAGAGGAACGAAAACGCAGAAUUGAGCAGGAUAUGCUGGAAAAGAGGAAGAUACAACGUGAAUUAGCCAAAAGGGCUGAGCAGAUUGAGGACAUAAACAAUACGGGAACUGAAUCAGCAUCAGAGGAAGGAGAUGAUUCACUACUUAUAACAGUGGUACCUGUCAAGUCACAUAAAAGAUCUGGAAAAAUAAAGAAUUUUGAGGAUCUAGAAAAAGAAGAAGAAAGGAUCAAGUGUGAAGAAGAUAGAAGAAUAAGCUACGAAGAACGACGGUCUCUCAAGGAAGCACAGUGUCUUUCACUGGUCAUGGAUGAUGAACUGGAUAACGAGGAAAAAAAAGAAUCAAUUUCUCCAGGGAAACUGAAACUAACUUUUGAAGAAUUAGAAAGGCAAAGACAAGAAAACCGAAGGAAGCAGGCUGAAGAAGAAGCAAGACAACGUUUAGAAGAAGAAAAGCGUGCUUUUGAAGAAGCAAGGAGGCAGAUGGUAAAUGAAGAGGAAGAAAACCAAGACUCAGGAAAAAUUUUUAAAGGGUACCGCCCUGGUAAACUCAAACUCAGUUUUGAAGAAAUGGAAAGACAAAGGAGAGAAGAUGAAAAAAGGAAAGCAGAAGAAGAGGCCAGAAGGAGAAUAGAGGAAGAAAAGAGAGCAUUUGCUGAAGCAAGGAGAAGCAUGGUAGUAGAUGAUGACUCUCCAGAGAUGUAUAAAACAAUCUCUCAAGAAUCUCUUACACCGGGGAAACUGGAAAUUAAUUUUGAAAAAUUAUUAAAACAAAAAAUGGAAGAAGAAAAACGACGAACAGAGGAGGAACGGAAGCAUAAGCUAGAAAUGGAAAAACAGGAAUUUGAACAACUGAGACAAGAAAUGGGAGAGGAAGAGGAAGAAAAUGAAACCUUUGAAUUGAGCAAGGAAUAUGAAGAACUGAUCAAAUUGAAAAGGAGUGGCUCUAUUCAAGCUAAAAAUCUAAAAAGCAAGUUUGAAAAAAUUGGACAAUUGUCUGAAAAAGAAAUACAGAAAAAGAUAGAAGAAGAACGAGCAAGAAGGAGAGCCAUUGAUCUUGAAAUUAAACAGCGAGAGGCAGAAAACUUUCAUGAGGAAGAGGAUGUUGACGUCAAGCCUGCGAAAAGAAGUGAGGCUCCCUUUACUCAUAAAGUGAAUAUGAAAGCUAGAUUUGAACAAAUGGCUAAGGCAAGAGAAGAAGAAGAACAAAGAAGAAUUGAAGAACAAAAGUUACUACGUAUGCAGUUUGAACAAAAGGAAAUUGAUGCAGCACUCCAGAAGAAAAGAGAAGAGGACGAAGAAGAUGAAGGCAGUAUCAUGAAUGGCUCCACUAAUGAAGAUGAAGAGCAAACCAGAUCAGGAGCUCCGUGGUUCAAGAAGCCACUAAAAAACACGUCGGUUGUAGAUAGUGAGCCUGUUAGAUUUACAGUUAAAGUAACAGGAGAACCCAAACCAGAAAUUACAUGGUGGUUUGAAGGAGAAAUGUUGCAGGAUGGAGAAGACUAUCAAUAUAUUGAAAGAGGAGAAACUUACUGCCUUUAUUUACCAGAAACGUUCCCAGAAGAUGAAGGAGAGUAUAUGUGUAAAGCAGUCAACAAUAAAGGCUCUGCAGCUAGUACCUGUAUUCUUACAAUUGAAACUGACGACUACUAGCUUCCUUUCCCUCUGCCUGGACCUCUGUCUCUCCGACUUUCUUACUACAUCCAUCUUUUAUGUGGCGGGGCCAAAAAAAGGAAACCAGUUGACUUCUUAAUCCUUUUCAUAACAUACUUCAAAACACAAGCUCAUCUAAAGAAUACUUUUUCCUUUCCAAAUGAGCACCAGACUCAUCAUCAUAUUAUGCAGAAGUUAAUGUGUAUUUAACUAGGAAAGUGGGAAAUGUACUCAAAUAUUGUAUCAGAACCUAUUUUAAAAGCUGUGCAUUUCCUGUAAGUUCACAGCAAUACAUUUAAAAAUAUCAUAAAUAGCACAUUAUUUUGCAUGAAAGAAUGCCAUUUAUGAGCUAUCUACACCUAAAAUUAGUCUGAAAUAGCUGAAACAAUGAAUUGGAACCUAUCAAUUUGGGAGUUUUCCCAUUAUUUUGGUUGUAGUUUCAGAGUCUUUUUGAAGAUGUAUGAGAGGGAUGGGGUAUAUGAUUUACAGAGAAAAACACAAAAAUUAAAAGAUUUUAAAGAAAAAUGCCAGAGAAAUUUGGAUGAAAACCACUGCCCAUACAGAGUUCUGAGUGUUGAAAAUAUUAAAAAUACUUUUCAAAUGUAACAUAUAUUCAAGCUUAUAAAACAAAUUUAUGUUGUGAUGUUGCCUGAACAGUUAUAUUUCAAUGAGAAAGUUUUGUCAGUAGCCAUACAGGAGAAAACAAUUUCAACGAAACUGAAGCUUUCAAGAUCUAAAGCGAUUAGAUUGGGGGGGGGA